AAACGAGAGUUUAUCAGUUCGGGUGCUGACUAACAUGGCCGCUUGUUAGUCUGUAAUUUUCUUUACUGUUUGCCACUGUUUUAGUCUCUCUUUCAUCCUGUUACAACUCUGCAUCGCUGUGCCCAGGACUAAGCGACUUUCAUAAAUUGGGUAGAAAAAGUAUUUUCAGCAUGUCUCAGAUAGUGAAUCAACCAGGUCAGAACCAGGGUACAUCUUUUCAAGGAAUCUUAACUACUAGCACUGGAGGCCCACCACCCUUGAGAUUCCCUGGAAAGACUGCCGUUCUUGCAACAAAAGUAUCUCAGUAUAGUCAGCUCUCUGCCAUGCAGCAGUCACAGCAUCUUACCCCUCACAGCAACCCCAGCAUGGCUGCAUCUACUUUGAUAGGGAGUGGGGGAGUUAUUUAUGGGUCUUCAAUGAGCACAGAGAAAGCAGGAACAGCUUCAGUCCACUCCACACAGCAGGCAGCGGGGGAAAUGCAGAAUGGAACCACUGCUGGGGGAGUGACCACAGGAAAGGCUGGGGGAGCAGGAGUGGCCCCGUCUAAGGGACAGAAUCAGGCUGCUCCUGUCUGCCAGCCCUUAGGGAAGGUUGGGGAAGGAGCAGACAAAAACGUGGCAAACACAAAAGAGAAGACGCCCAUGUGUCUUAUCAACGAACUCGCACGUUACAACAAGGUAGCUCACCAGUACACUCUAGUUGAUGAACAGGGCCCAGCCCACAAAAAGAUCUUCUAUGUCAAAUUGAAGCUGGGUGAGGAAGAGUAUUCAGCCUUUGGGGAGAGCAUCAAAAAAGCCCAGCAUGCAGCAGCAGCCAAUGCACUAGAAACCACCAAGUUUCCCCACCCAGUGCCCAAAGCUCCUAGAUACCAGAUUGAUGCAAAUGACUCCAGUAACAUAACACCUACUGUAGAACUCAAUGCCCUGGCCAUGAAGCGUGGCGAGCCAGCAGUAUACAAACUGAUAGAAACUCGUAGCCAGCAGCAGAUGUAUCCACAACAAAACAUGGACUAUCGUGGCUUAUACAAUCAGAGAUACCACUAUGGUCGUCCUCCAAGACCUUUUUAUGUCCUACUAAAAGUUGGGCUGCGUGAAUUUAUAGGAGAUGGUCCCACACGGCAAGCUGCACGACACAGUGCGGCAUCAAAGGCCCUUUCUGUUCUGAAAAACUUACCAAUGCCCAGAGAAAACAAAGUCAAAAUAGAAGCAGAAGAAUGUGCUGAUGGAGAAGAUGCAAUGAAGUCUGAAAUCAGUUUAGUGCAUGAAAUAGCUUUGAAAAGGAAUCUUGCUGUCAACUUUGAGGUGAUACGGGAGUCAGGUCCUCCACAUAUGAAGACUUUUGUGACAGUUUGUCAGGUGGGAGAGUUUGUCACAGAGGCUGAAGGCAAUUCUAAAAAGGUGUCAAAGAAACGAGCUGCAGAACUGAUGUUAGAUGAUCUCAGAAAAUUGCCUCCCUUGCCAUCUUCCACCUUAAAACCCAAGCUGAAACAGCCCAACAACAAGAAGAAGAAUAGAAAUAUUAUUAAAGUCCAGAAAGCAGACCCUAGCUAUGGUGUAGGCAUAAAUCCCAUAAGUCGACUCAUUCAGAUCAUGCAGGCACAAAAGAAAAAAGAACCAAUUUACACCUUGUUAGCAGAAAAAGGACUUCCACGCAAACGAGAAUUUGUUGUACAGGUGCAAGUGGAAGAGCAUGUUACAACUGGGGCUGGGCCUAAUAAAAAGCUGGCCAAGCGCAACGCUGCUGAGAGUAUGCUGCAGCUUCUGGGCUUCAGCCGUCCUUCCCCUCAGCCCAUUAAAUCUGCUAUAAAAAGUUCACAGUCAACUGAGCCUGGUUCAUCUGACAAGAAAGUGACAUUUGUAGAUGGCAGCAAACCAUAUGGUAAUGGAGUCGAGACAACAGGCACCAGCAUAUGUCAGAUGGCGCCUGGGUUGCUGCGUAUAAACCAGAUUACAGGCCUUGUCUCAGCUUCUUCACCUGCCCUCUCCUUCCCAGGUCAGGCGGAGAGCAAGACAUCGGUUCUGCCUGGUUCAGGUCCUCGAGCAGAACAACAGCUGAAUGAAAUAGCUUCCCGCUUGGGCAUAUCUAUCAAAUUUGAUGAGUUCUCCAAGAUUAAUAAUUCUGAACAUCUUACCUGCGUCACACUGUCAACUGCCCCUCCCCAAAUGCAUCAUGGGACAGGACCCACUGUGGAGGCUUCCCGAGAUGCCGCAGCUCUAGCAGCCAUUCACACUCUCUUAAAUGCCUCUGUUACUCUCAACAGUGAAGCUUUGCAGGGCAGUGGAGAUGUACCAGGGAUUAAAACAGAACCUGCAUCCAUUUCCACCUCCCUGCCCCAUCGACUUACAAGUGCUGGAGACAAACUGUGAACACCUUGUUGUGGCGUCAUGCUUGGAGUGUCACUAAUGGAUGAAUGGUGGCAGUGGCCUGUUGUGACUUUUCACUCCCUCCCUUCGUCCAUGAAAGACACAUUGCUGUCAAAGUUUACUGGUGGUCAGAUUGAACACUGAUCAGGUCUCAGCAUUCAGAUCUGAACACCUGGGUGAUCAGAUGUAAACGCCCAACAAUUUUCAAUGGUGUUUAGAUGUGAACAUCCUUCUUAAUUUUUUUUUUUUUUUUGGGGGGGGGGGUUAUGUUUGUGAAUUCACACUUUUGAUUUAAACUAUUUAAAAAAAAUUGUGACUUUGCAUGCAAAACAGUUGUUAGUAGCUUUAGCAAAUGCUUGGAGCUGAGAUAAAGAGUUUGGUAGGUGAAAGAGAAAGGUUCAAGCAUUAUAAAUUCAUUUGUUAGUUCACUCAUUGCUAACAGAUGUUGAUACUUUCUGGUAACUAGCAAUCAAGAUAUUGCGAGUCGUACAUGGUCUUUCUGAAGUCCAGCUUAACUUGUGUUUUGGCAGACUUAAGUCAUUCUAAAGCCUUUACUUUUGCAUCCUUGGAAAGACAGCAUCAUAAACUGGAUGAUCAUGUCAGCUGCUUCCUAGACUGAUUUUUACUCACCUUGAUUGUCUUUUGAGGUUCCAUCUCUUUAGAUUUCUGCUGAGCAAAGAACAAAAGCAUAGAACUACAGAGAGUUUCAUUGCCUGGACCCUUUGAACACAUUCAGAAGCACACAAGAACAAAGCAUUUAGGGAUGCCAGUGUUUCAGUGUGUUUUAAAUGGCACAUACAGUGGUCCGUCAGCACUCAAAUUGCUCUGUGCUCAAACAUUUUGAGAUCUGUGGGCUUAGGAUUGCAUGCUAGAGAUGAUUAUUAUUUAUAUGUUUAUACUUCUUCAGUGCAGAGUGUGCUUUGAACUCAGACUGAGAGUUCAGUGCACUUAUCUCGUGUAGUUUUAUUUAGGGCCUUUUAAUUGCCCAGAGGUUGUUCCAAGUUGUUUGUGAUACCAUCAGAAAAAGUAAAACAAAACAAAAAAAUCACACAAAAUACUGUUUGAACACAUAUAACAGACUGUUGUGCUGUGCUUGUCUUGUGCUAUGUCCAUAAGCUUUUACCUUUGCUUUAAGGUGGCAGGCAUGAACAUCUGUACAUUUUGUUUAUACAUAUUUAGGAAUAAUCCACAUUUGACAAAUUCAAAUUUCUGGUGAUAGAUCUAGGUCAGCAAAAAAUGAUGCACUAAUGAAGGGUAAGCAGUAAAAUCGGAGGACAAUUCAUGGCUUCACAGCAGGUUAGUGACAAGUUGCAUCCAGUAAUCUCUGCUGCAUGUGGAGUCACUUGAUAUACAAGGAACUAUUCAUCAGCUUACUGCAUUGUAGCCGGUUAUGAAGGCUGCUCUGUGUAUAGAGGAGUUCUUUUGAGGUCUGAUUAUCAAUAUUUUUCAAUAACCUUACAUCUUAUGGUUUUAAGAUAUGCUCAGUAUGUCAAAAAAUGAUUUGGAAGUGACUUAAGGACCAUUGCAGCUGUUUACUGUUAAUACUCUUGGGGGAAAAAAUGGUCUUCUUUUAGUAUGUUUGGCUUGUCAUCUUCAAGUUGGGCUUGAUUGUUGUUGUGGCUUAGGAGAGAACUUGAUCAUUAUCUGCUUUGUCUGAAGUUUUUUUUAUUUAGUUUUGUUUUUGGGGGAAAUGAGUGAUAGAUUCUACACAUUGGAAAAGAAGAAGUCUGUUAUUAAGAUGAACAAUUCCAGAAAAAAAUUUGGUCCAGGGUCUGAAAUUAUGAUGAAAGUCAACAGGUGAAAGAAUUUUUAAUGACUUUAUGGAAUUUACAAAUAUAGUAGAUGUUAAGACAACAUAGAUUAUUGAUGCAUACAUUGUCAUCUAGCCCAUCACAAGCUAGCUGUGUAAUGUAUCUGGCAGCGACAGCAGGGCAGCGAUGCCUGCUGGACACCGAAAAAAUUACUUACAACUAAAAGCACUGUUUGGCAAAGAUUUUUUUUUUCAAAGAGUGCAUGUUGACAUCUGCUAGUUUCAGUCGUUCUUAUUAAUACAUUUUCUUAGUGUAAGUGAUUUUCUUGCUCAGUUUCCAGACAUUUUACUUAAAUUAAGAUGGCUUUGAGAUUUAACAUCUGGUAGAACAAAGAAAAUGCUGAUGAAAUUGUGCCAUGUGUGUGUGUGAUAAAAAAAAAAAACAUUUUUACCAAAUGAAUUUCAGCUGGUAGAUGUAGAUGCAAGUCAGCAUUAGAUGAGGAAAAAAAGGAAGCUGUCCAUUUUGGCAUUAUUUAAAUUUCAGAUUAAAAAGGCAUUUUACAAUCAUGUUUGUUUUGAUUCUAUCACUUGUGUAGACAUUGUUAGUCUUCCCAUGUGCCCUACACUGCCUGUCUUCUUGUGGUGUACUUGUAGAAGUCUCAUAGGUUGUAAGCAGUGUCAUUUCAUGUCAAGCUGUAUUCAUAUAAUGAAGGAUAGAUGUGUGACUGCAGAUUCAGCAAAGGUGCCAGUUUCUAUUGUCAUCAGCUGAGAUAGACAAUGGGAGAUCAAUGCUGCAUUGACAACAUGGCUUUUUCAUCUUGAAAAGUGGUUACAGAAUUAGGUGUUCUUUAAAUAUAAAUACACAGCUACGAUCACUAAAGCACUAGUUUGAUUUAUUAAACAAUUUGGGUGACAAAAGCAAAGUUUAAAAUCUUAAAAUAUUCUUAAAAUCUAAAAAGAUUUAAAAUCUUUAAAUCCAUAAUGUGAAAUGUGUAGUGUUUUACUUUAAAUGGAGUUGAAAAUGAACAUACCAAAAGAUGGCAAUGGUCCGUCUUCAUUUUGAAAUUUUUGUAGUAUAUUGAUUUCAAAGAUAUGAACAAAAAUUUGUCUGAGAAGUGCAAUAAAAUAGCCCAAGGCAGGGGAAUGAUGUCUGGUUAUUUUUUACAUAUCCUUAUUUAAACAGUAUUUGUAAACUUCCAAAAUUUUGAUAUUAUUACGAAAAUAAACCUCCCCAUUCAAAUGGUGAGAAUGAUGACAAGCACAUGCGUGAUGUCUAGUCCAGAUCUUUAUUUUCUAUCCAUUUACUGUGCUAAGUCAGAGACCACUCCAGACUACCUAUGAAAAGGGUUGCAACCAUGAGUGAAUCAUUCUUGUACAUAUCUCGUUCCAGUCUGAAGUACUUCAGCCUACGUGAGAUGUGAAUUGAUUUUAGGGCACACAUGUAAUCAAUGUCCACAUGCUGAUAGAUAUUGUGUAAAGUUAACAAAAUGUUUUGAAAAUAAUAAACCCAUUUUUAAAAGA
This is a messenger RNA of Pomacea canaliculata, 5634 nucleotides long. RefSeq names its product double-stranded RNA-binding protein Staufen homolog. The record is from RefSeq and is a predicted model, not a curated record. NCBI's taxonomy places the organism in Eukaryota, Metazoa, Mollusca, Gastropoda, Architaenioglossa, Ampullariidae. The transcript is spliced from 16 exons. The coding region runs from base 171 to 2366 and encodes 731 amino acids.